Sphaeramia orbicularis (orbiculate cardinalfish) is the source of this 2122-nucleotide messenger RNA. It is a transcript of the gene ppm1f, whose product is annotated as protein phosphatase, Mg2+/Mn2+ dependent, 1F. The coding region runs from base 157 to 1440 and encodes 427 amino acids. The transcript has 9 exons. NCBI's taxonomy places the organism in Eukaryota, Metazoa, Chordata, Actinopteri, Kurtiformes, Apogonidae. Gene Ontology annotation, cellular component: nucleus; cytosol. Gene Ontology annotation, molecular function: cation binding; protein serine/threonine phosphatase activity. Gene Ontology annotation, biological process: protein dephosphorylation; negative regulation of protein kinase activity. The record is from RefSeq and is a predicted model, not a curated record.
UCAUGAAGCUCUUUUGUGUCUCGCCAACGGGAGGGUGUGUUUGUCAGACGGACUGUAGUUUGUGUAAGAGACUGUUCAACUAAAGCAAACCCAAAGGUUUGUGAAGCGACGCUGCCUCGUUCACCUGAGAGUUCAGCUGCAGUCGGAGCCGACGGGAUGGAGGAGGAGGCCAGGAGCUUCCUGAGGAGGUUUGUGGACGAGUUCCCGUCUGUUCUGGAGGACGGCUGUCCGCUGCCGGUCAACCCCCUGAGCCGAAAAGUGUCCCUGGAGGAGCUGCACGGGGAGAGUCUGGAGCUGGGACUGAGGCUGCUGGCAGACAGGAACGCUCCUCCACGCCUCAGCGCCCUCCUCUGCCAGGUGGCGGUGUCCCAGCUGCUCAACGCUGACCUUUCACCUUUCCAGCUCCCUCAGGAGGACGAGGAGCAGGAGGUUGUCUUGCUCCAGUCAGAUGCAGUGCAGCGACUCUUCUUCAAUAAUCUGAUAAAUGUGGCAUUGGCUUGGCAUCAGAACCUCCCAAAGCUCCUGCCCCCACCGUCCCAGUUCCUCCAGUGUUCUGUUCACGCCAUCAAGAACACCAGGAGGAAGAUGGAGGACAAACACCUGGCUCUGGCGGACUUCAACCAGCUGUUUGGCCUCCAGGAUGGGAUUAAUCGCGCCUACUACGCUGUGUUCGAUGGUCACGGAGGUGUGGACGCCGCCACGUACGCUGCCACUCACCUCCACGUCGCUCUGAGUAAACAGGACACACUGAAGACCGACGCAUCCACGGCGUUUAAAACCGCCUUCACGCAAACAGACGACAUGUUCCGAACCAAAGCCAAGAGAGAGCGUCUGCGGAGCGGCUCCACAGGCGUGGCGGUGCUGAUCCAGGAUCAGGAGCUGACUCUGGCCUGGCUGGGAGACUCCCAGGCCAUACUGGUCCGAAACGGAGACGCUGUAACGCUCAUGGAUCCACAUAAACCAGAACGAGAGGAUGAGAAACAGAGAAUCGAGGAUCUGGGCGGCUGCAUCACCUUCAUGGGCUGUUGGCGCGUUAACGGAACCUACGCCGUGUCCAGAGCCAUCGGCGACUUCGACCAGAAACCCUACGUGUCCGGAGACGCCGACUGCUCCACCGUUUCGCUGCAGGGGGACGAGGACUACAUUCUCCUGGCCUGCGACGGUUUCUUCGACACCGUCAAACCCUCGGAGGUCCCGCAGCUGGUCCGGGAUGCCUUCCUGCAGCCCGCCGACCCUGAGGCGGGCGGCGACGACGCUCCGUCCGAGGACGCCGUCGGACUGAGGGUGGCUCAGCAGCUGGUCGCUCAGGCCAAGGCGGCGGGGUCCAGCGACAACAUCACAGUGAUGCUGGUGUUCCUGCGUCCGCCGCUGCAGCUGCUGGAGAAAAACUCUAAACCCACUGCGGACUCUACUACCCAGGAUGCACCACAGCAAUACUGAAAACUACCUGGAUGUUUUAUACAGGAAACCUUUAUUGGAAAAAUUCUUGUGAACUUGCACAACAGAGUGACUGAUGCUCCGACCUCAUGACAACUCAGAAUAAGUAUUAGUUGUGACCUAAAGAGGAACAAAAUAUAUCAGACUGAUGCAACAGCAUGGAAACAUAAAGCUGCAGAAAAUGGAAAUAUUCCACUAGAGUUUGAUGAAAACGUGCUCCAUCAUCUGUUCAUAUAAUCCAGUUCAGAGUCCAACGCUGAAUAUCAUGCAGAUUAUUUAAACGUCAUAAUCAUUAUUGUCCUGUUACGUUAAAUAUUUGUUCAUAUUUAUGAUUAUUUGUCACCAUGGAGUUUUUUUUACUGACUGUGACCACUUUGCAAACUGAUGUGAAUUCUUAAAAACAUCAACUAUUUGACGAUUUAAUUUUUUUAUUGUAACAUUGGGGAUGACGUGAUGAUAAAAAGGGUCAGUCCGGCGAAAAAAAGCUGUUUAUAACACAUAAGACUCAUAAGAAUGAAAGGAUGAAGGUUAGGUUCAAGGAAGAAUUAAAGAAAAUGAAUGAGGAAAUAAAACAACAAAAGCAAAAGGUGUAUGUAGAUUAUGUAUUUUUAAAAAAAUCAACCUAAAGAAUUAUGCUGAAUGAAUGAAAAAAAUUAUGGUAUUUAUAGUGCUUAAUUUUCACACU